This is a messenger RNA of Condylostylus longicornis, 1512 nucleotides long. Its product is annotated as NADP-dependent malic enzyme-like. Gene Ontology annotation, cellular component: mitochondrion. Gene Ontology annotation, molecular function: NAD binding; malate dehydrogenase (decarboxylating) (NAD+) activity. The record is from RefSeq and is a predicted model, not a curated record. Bases 1 to 1512 code for a protein of 503 amino acids. Gene Ontology annotation, biological process: malate metabolic process; pyruvate metabolic process. Lineage: Eukaryota; Metazoa; Arthropoda; Insecta; Diptera; Dolichopodidae. The transcript has 5 exons.
AUGCCCGAAGCUCGAGUCAACUCGGAUGGUACCUGCGCUCCCCGCCCAAGGCAGCUCUCCUUGCAUCGACCGAAUCAUUAUCCGGAGGGACUUCUCAAUAAUUCGGACCCAGCAUCAAUCUUGACAAACCCGCACUACAACAAAGGAACGGCUUUUACGGCAGAGGAACGCAAGGUCCUCCAUCUUGAAGGUCUUCUUCCAAGGAUGUACAUCUCGCAAAACGACAAGGGACAGAUUCGCAGGAUUCUAGACAAUUGGAAGCCUAACGUCAUCGGUGAAGUCUCCAUCAUUGUGGUGACCGACGGAUCUCGCAUUCUUGGAUUGGGUGAUCUUGGAGCGUGUGGAAUGGGAAUCCCUGUCGGAAAAUUGUCGCUUUAUGUCGCAGCGGGGGGAUUUCAUCCAGCGACGACCCUUCCUGUUGUCAUCGAUGCAGGAACAAAUAAUCAAUCCCUCCUCAAGGAUGAGUUUUAUUUGGGACAACGCCAACCUCGUCUUGCUGAUCCAGAAUAUUACGCCUUGGUGGAUGAGUUUAUGAGCGCUGUGAAGGAUAAAUGGUCGAGUGCUCUUCUUCAGUUUGAAGAUUUUUCAAAUAAUCACUGCUUUGACUUGUUGGAAAAAUAUAGAAACAAACAGUUAUGUUUCAACGAUGAUAUCCAAGGCACUGGCGCGGUGAUCGCAGCUGGAUUCUUGAAUGCGCUGAAGAUCACGAAAACUCUGCCUCGUGAUUGCAGAAUCUUGUUUCUUGGUGCUGGUGCUGCAGGGAUUGGUGUUGCAGAUCAAAUCGGUCGUGGCCUACAGCAGCGCUACAACUUAUCGAGAGAGGAGUGUUUUCCACUGUUUUUCAUGGUUGAUUCUAAGGGACUCGUCACACGCCAUAGAGGUGACGAGUUAGCAUCAUUCAAGGUGCCUUAUGCACGUCAAGACAUCAAGGAAAAUGUUGUCGACCUGUUGGAUAUCGUGAAACUUGUCAAGCCAACGGCAUUGAUUGGACUAUCAGGGCAGCCAGGAGCGUUCACUAAUGACGUUCUUAGGGUCAUGGCUGCAGUAAAUAAGAAGCCGAUCGUGUUCCCGUUGUCAAAUCCAACCAACAAGGCGGAAUGUUCUUUCAAAGAUGCAUUUGAGAUCUCGGACGGGCGAGUUGUUUUUGCCUCAGGGUCGCCUUUUGACCCAAUUACAUCAGAAGGAAAGACAUACGUCCCUAGCCAGGGCAACAACUUAUAUACAUUCCCGGGUCUUGGAUAUGGAGCCUGGCUUUGCAAAGCAAAGAAGGUGACAGAUGAAAUGGUCACAGCGGCAACUCUCGCCUUGGCGGAUUCGGCAACAGCAGAAGAUUUAGAGAGUGGAUGUCUGUAUCCAUGCCUCUCUUCUGUUCGUGAAAUAACAGCAACAGUCGCUGCGCGUGUGAUCCAAUGCGCUAUAGAUCAAGGGGUCGCCGGCGCGAAUCAACUUCCAAAAGACUUGGUUCGCUACGUCAAGCGUCAUCGAAAAUCAGCUAGUGAACCUGAAGAAUGA